AAGAAACUAUAAAAAGGAAAAAGAACAAGGGAAAUUGACUGAUUCUUAUAGAAGGUACAAGAAGAAAACAUCCCCAGAUUCGGAGCAGCAUUUUCCAUUCAUAUGAUCAUAUCCAGCUAUACGACAAAAUGGUUUCAUAACCUUUCCCUGUCUCUCUCUUGCAUUGGUAAAACACAUGCAGAAAGUGGCUGAUAUGAUUCGGUGUUUUCGUUUUUGUAAUGUUGUGAUCACAGAUGGAGGACACCAGUGCGCCUUCAAGUUACGUAAGGCUUACAAAGGAAAAAGAGCCUCUGGAAGAUAUCACCCCUGGAGAACUCAAUCAACCCGUUCAAGUUCCUCAGUUGAUAGUUCGUACUUGUCCUGAAUGUGGGCAACCUCUACCUCAAAGCUAUGAGCCACCUGCUGAUGAAGACUGGACAACAGGAAUUUGCGGCUGUCUUGAAGAUACUGAUAGCUGCUGGACUGGUCUCUUUUGUCCAUGUUUGUUGUUUGGGCAAAACGUUGAAACCUUGAGAGAAGAUAUUGCAAGGAAAGAUGCGUGCUUCUGUCAUGCUUUAUGUGUAGAAGGCGGAAUGGUGGUUGCAGGAGCAACUCUACUCGUCCAUGGUAUCGACCCUAAAACAUCAUUUCUCAUUUGUGAGACCCUGGUUUUCGCUUGGUGGUUGUGUGGCAUCUACAAUGGCUUGUUUCGACAAUCACUACAGAAAAAAUAUCAUCUCAAGAACUCACCCUGUGAUCCCUGCAUGGUUCACUGCUGCUUGCAUUGGUGUGCCUUGUGUCAAGAGCAUAGAGAGAUGAAGAACCAUCUAUCUGACAACGCUGAAACCCAAAUGACCGUUGUUAAGCCUCCUCCUGUUCAAGAGAUGAACUCUGAUGAUCAGAAACAGGAGCCUGCAUCAUCAUCUCCAUCUGCAGCAUCUUCUGGAAAUGGUGAACACACAAAUUUGGAGAUACAGCCAGUAUAGAAUUUCCUAAUCACCAUCAAAUCAUAUACCACUAUCCUUUUUUUUUUCUUUUUUCCUGUUUAUUUUGCAAAUCUAAGCCAAGCAACUGAUUGAAAGGAGGAUCAGGAGGGCUGAUUGCUAGCAUACAAGAACUAUAGUUGUUUAAUCUUUUUGCAAGCAUUGAAUUCAUUGA
This is a messenger RNA of Theobroma cacao (cacao), 1137 nucleotides long. RefSeq names its product PLAC8 family protein. Lineage: Eukaryota; Viridiplantae; Streptophyta; Magnoliopsida; Malvales; Malvaceae. The record is from RefSeq and is a predicted model, not a curated record.